AUGGCGGUGACGGCCCCCGUAGGCCAAUCAAGCGAGGGAAUGGCUCGAGGUGUGCUGCUGAUCCUGUGGGGGGCUGAAUUCUUGGAGCUGGAGGAUGCAACUCAAGCUUCACUGUUGCGACUCUGGGGCUCUCGAGGCGUUGUGAUUCAAUUUUGGAAAGCAACGGAGGAGAACCGCGAAUCGACCCAUGACAAGGGCCCAGCCGCCCAGGCCAGUCAUGACGAUGCGCGGCCGCGGAUGCAGCCUAUCUGCCAGGUCGAAUUUUUGAAAUUGGUCCUCGCAUUGCAUGGCAGCUUCGGCAACUCUUGGGUCUGCUUGCCUGCCGGUUGUUGUAGAGAUGACCAUAAAGGAUACUGGGAGAAAAAGGAGGCUACGGAUAUUGAUCCGGACGACGUCGGGGAGGAAGCCGCAGAUACAGUCGUGGAUGCAGAGGCACGAGAGGCAGACGCAGGCACCUGUACCUCAUGCAUGUGCAGUGUAUUACAGAGUAUGCCGGUAUGGUAUGGACACGGAUACUGGGGGUUUUUGAUUCGGAGACUCGGCAGUAUGUAUCCCUUUUCCCCCUUGCCCUUUGUUGUUUUGAUAGCAAAACACGCCUGGCUGCACCAAAGGCAAUUAGUAGUUGAGCGGACUGGCCCCGGUGCGUACCCAGUUGCGGUGCUGCGGCGAUGCGUGAAUGUGGACGUGGGCAUCAUGAAGUUCCGGGGUGUAUGUGCUAGGAUGAGGGAGCACUUGCAGCCGCAGGCUCAGGAAGCUUCCAUUGGAUUUGGGUCCUGCCUCCAGUUUUCCCACUCCGGUCUCCAGAAGCAACAAGUCAAGCAGCAGGCAGAGGCAGGCAGAGGUGGGCGCAUCUUGCCUGACGCACUUUCCGUUGUGGCGCAUUGGCAGCGCGUGCCAGGCGAGAAGCUCUGGAUCUUGGAUGCCCCGUUUACUCACUCCAUCACUGCCACUUUUGUUCACUUCCAUUUGAUCCUUGGAACUCGGAAGGGCAAGCCCAGCCUGCCACGAUGCGAGCGAGAACCACGACAUUUCGCGACGCUGCAUCUCUACUCGCCCCAGUGGCGCGCCGCGUUUCCUUUCCUUGAUCCUCAGCUGCGCACUUUACACACGUACGGCAUACUUCCAUGUGUGUGCUCAUGUUCGGUUGUUGGUAAGGAAGUUGGUUAG
Molecule: messenger RNA, 1167 nt
Organism: Colletotrichum lupini
Lineage: Eukaryota; Fungi; Ascomycota; Sordariomycetes; Glomerellales; Glomerellaceae
Exons: 8
Coding region: 1-1167 (388 amino acids)
Source: RefSeq, a predicted model, not a curated record